This is a messenger RNA of Panicum virgatum (switchgrass), 726 nucleotides long. RefSeq names its product cytochrome P450 76C1-like. The transcript has a single exon. NCBI's taxonomy places the organism in Eukaryota, Viridiplantae, Streptophyta, Magnoliopsida, Poales, Poaceae. Bases 1 to 726 code for a protein of 241 amino acids. Gene Ontology annotation, molecular function: heme binding; oxidoreductase activity, acting on paired donors, with incorporation or reduction of molecular oxygen; monooxygenase activity. The record is from RefSeq and is a predicted model, not a curated record.
AUGGCCUUCUUCCUCCUGUGCUUGUGGGCACUGUUCCUCGCAGUUCUCGCCUGCUAUGUCAAACAACUCGUCACAGACACUCGGCGCCACCUUCCCCCCGGGCCAUGGCCGCUGCCAAUCAUCGGCAGCAUCCUCCACAUGAGCAAGCUCCCGCACCGCUCCUUGGCGCGCCUCGCCGAGCGCUACGGCUCGCCCAUGACGCUCCGACUCGGCAUGUCGCUCUUCAUCGUCGUGUCAUCGCCGUCGACAGCGCGAGAGGUCCUCCAGACGCACAACGCCAGCCUCUCCGGCCGCAACCCGGCCAACGCGUGGAGCGCCGGCGGCCACGGCGCCAACGCCGUCUUCGUUCUCCAGCCGGGCCGCAAGUGGCACACGCUGCGGAGGCUCGCAGUGGCGCAGCUGUUCUCGCCGCGGCGGCUCGACGAGCUGCAGCCGCUGAGGCAGCACGUCGUCAGCCGCCUCCUCGGCGACGUGUCGGAGGCGGCGUCCGGCGGCGCUCCCGUGAGCGUCCGGCGCGCGGCAUUCACCGCCAUGGCGCGGCUGCUGUGGCGCGCCAUGUUCUCUCACGAGCUCGACGAGGCCGCGUCGUCACAGGGGCUCUACGACUGCGUGCGGGGAAUCAUGUCGCUGGUAAUGACGCCCAACGUCUCCGACCUGUUCCCGGCGGUGGCCGCCGCCGACCUUAGGGCGUACGGCGCCGGAUGUGAAAGCGAUCGGUUGCUCUAG